GCCACGGGUGGCGUUCAAAGUGUUCGUGGCUUAACAACUUCGUAUAUGAAACUACAAAUACAAAUGAUGUAUGAGGAAAAAUAUAAAUUUCCCAAAUAACGACAAGUGUUUAGUGUAAUGUUUUUUUUUUUUAAUUUUUAAUUAAAGCUGCGGUGUUUGAAAAAUAUGCAGACAAUUUAUAAAUAAAGUUUUAUGAGUAAUACAGCAAAUGAUUUAAUGAUGAUUUCGUAAUAGUAAAUUUCAAUUUAUGCAAAAGCUGUGACGAUUAAAGAUUCUAAGAAAGGAACGCCGUUUAUACAUAUGCAGUUAGAGCGCUCAGUGAGAAACAAACAAAGUAAACGCUUAACAAUUAACGCAAAAUAAAUAAAAGCAAAAAUACAAUGCAAUUUCGUUGCCCACUGCACGUGUACUUGCAAGCCACAAUAACAAAGUGAAGGGUAUUCGAACGUUAAAGAAUAUGCACUACCCCCUCUGGGCGGCAACCCAAACUAUUAACUAUGGCGAGCAUAUCACCGAGCACAACUAACUCCACUGAUGAGGAUAAGGAGCAUUUGCUUGGAAAUGGUACGAAAACACGUAACAACACAAAUAUGGAUUCAACGCCAAUAACGGCCACACAGCAAGCCGAUACCACUAGAUCGCUGGGAAAGUCUAAGACAAUCGUACAGACAGAGGUACUAUCAUGUGCCGGGCAGCAGCUAAUGAAAAAUGCGGUGUCCUCUUGUUGGCAAAAGUCAAUGCAACAGCUCACGAACACUGGCAAGGCAGGCAGUCCAUCAGCCAAAUAUUUCAAUUGGUCAUAUCGGGUACUACGCCGGAAGCAGCUGCUGCUCCUACUCGCUUUUGUGAUAUUCAUUGUUUACUUGAGUAGUUCGAUGCGCGGAAAUGAUUAUGCGGAUGAGCGCAUUCCCGUCCUGCACUACUCACAUGUGCCUGGCAUGAAGGUCUCCACCAACUCGAUACUAAAUCGCACCAGCACGUCGCGAUUUAACAAAAGUGUUGCUGCAAGGCCUUUACUGACACCACCGGCCGACACUGAGCUACCCUUCUCAGCGACCGUUUCGUCGACUUUUGAAUUGGUUGAGACAUCAACCAUUGACCAAACAACAGACAGCGUAGAGUCAUUCAAUGAUUCUACUUCUCAAAAUUCCUUCUCUAAUGACACAUAUAAAAUAAUGCGACCACCCACAGGUUAUCUUGUUUGGAGUGAAUCCUGUCGAAUACCGGACGUAGACGUGCAUGCGCCGGACAUAAUGCAACACUUCAAACGUGAGAAAUACAAACCCUGCUCGAACAAAAAGCCGCUCACGUCCGUCGCCUUCAAUGCUACUUCACGAGAGUAUGUGCUGCGAAUUGAAGAGAGCGAAAUCAAAUCGUUCAGUAAAUCUGGGCGUAUCCAUUGCUGUUACCAGUCGAUAAUGCGCAAUGGGACUGGAGCGAAAGCAGAUUGUGACUAUAGACUUAGUAAAUGUGUUCCUUUUAAGAAAAGUGUUUCUUUAUCGCCUUCUAUCGAAAGCAUUUUAGUACAAUGUGAUUCUAAUAAGCGAAAUGUGUAUAAAAAUGGCCACCCAUUAAUAAAUGAAAAAGAAAAAGUGCGGGAGCGUUUAAAAACUUGGAAGAAGAAGGAUACUGAGCGUGGCCGUACAAAACCGCCCAGCAUUCUAAUGAUUGGUAUCGAUAGUAUAUCGCGUGUAAAUUUGAUCAGAGCCAUGCCGAAGACAGCGCAGUACCUAUACGACAAUGAUUGGUUCGAAUUAAGUGGCUACAAUAAGAUAGACGAUAAUACAUUCCCAAAUUUUAUGGCUGUACUUGCUGGCUACAAUAAAGACAAUACAGUUACAAAAUGUCCUCCAAGAGUUUUGGGUGCCUUAGACAACUGCAGCUUGAUUUGGAAUGCCUUUCGUGAGCAUGGCUAUGUGACAGGUUACGGUGAAGAUGCAGCAGAUAUUAGCACAUUCAACUACUAUAAGGUGGGAUUUACGAAACCGCCUGUAGACUAUUAUUUACGUCCAUUCCAACUGGCUGCGGAACAUCAUUUACAUAAAACAUAUAAGUCUGGUCUCACCUUUUGCCUCGGCUAUCAGCAGUCUGCACAAUUCGUGUUGGAUUAUGCCAUUGAAUUUGCCGCACGUUUCAAAGACCAACCAUUAUUCGGUUUAUUUUGGGCCAAUUCUUUCAGUCACAACAACUUAAGUGACUGUUCAUCGAUGGAUGUCGUAGUGCUCGACUACUUGGAACGCUUAGCGAGAUUAGGUAUACUCGAACACAUGAUUGUUGUAUUCUUCAGCGAUCACGGUUUACGCUUUGGACCUGCACGCACAACCGCAUCUGGUCAUAUGGAGGAACGUUUGCCAUUCAUCUUUCUUUGGUUGCCACAGUAUCUGAAGCAAAGGUACCCAAGCUUUGUAAAUGCUUUAAGUGUGAAUAAGAAUCGCCUAACCACACCGUAUGAUCUGCAUAUGACCCUCAAGCAUUUCCUUGGCAUGUCCGAGCGUGUUGAAGAUAAAGCCAAGUUUCUAACUCCAGCUGAAGGCUGCCCGAAUUGCCAAACGCUUUUAGAACCAGUGCCUUUGGAUCGUUCUUGUAACGAUGCAGCCAUCGAUGAACACUGGUGCACCUGUAUACCCUACAAUAAGGUGCAUAAAAACUCGAAUAUUAUACAAAAAUUGGGCAAUUCAACGGUUAACUACAUAAAUGAAUUGGUGCGUAACUUUCGGAAUGGCACAGUCGCGUCUCAAUGUCGCGCUUUGCAGCUCCACAAUGUCGUAAGUGCGCACCGCUCAUAUGAGGCUUUCAGACCGAAAGAUGCAAACGGCACUGCAUUGGAUGUGUAUCGUUUACACUUCGUUACAAAACCGAAUAGUGCCGAUUUUGAGGUAACACUGCGCUACAAUCCGGAGACCGAGGCUAUGCAUAUUACAGGUGAAAUAAGUCGUCUGGAUUCGUAUUACAAAGAUUCGCAUUGCAUAUCGGACAGCUUUGUAAAGAAAUAUUGCUCUUGUGCCUAGCGCAAGACCACAUCUUCGGCGACGAACAAUAGCAUAACGAAUAAAGCGCACUGAUCAAUGUGGACCGCCUUCCAACGGGGAGGGGGGUGAAUAUCUCGUUUAAGUUAGGCUUUAAUUAAAAAUGUCACUUAAGUUUCGAAAAAUAUUUGCUUAAGUAUGUAGAGAACUCAUUUCUAUAGUCUCAAUAUAUUACGCUAUGUAAGGAAUUUUCAUUUUACUCGCUUCUAGACUGAGAAUGUAGGUCUUAAAUUUUUCUAGUAAUCAUUACAAUUUCAAAACCAUACUUGUCAAUAUUGCAUCAAUAAGUCAUUGCUAAUUGCGAGGAGGUGGCGUAUUACUUAAAGGAAAGAAAUAAUUUAAUGAACGGGCAGAACAAACUCAUUAAAAUUCAGAAUUCUAGAAAUAAUGUGCUGGCGUGUAGCUAUGAAUUAAAAUCUAAAAUUAUGCUGAUAGUUUUUUUUUUGAAAAUCCUUCAAUCAAGAGACAAAGGACGUAUAAGAUCAGCACGUACACCAAAAACUGCGCGACUUAUUGAUCAAUUGAUACAGUCGUGGUUAGGUCCAUAUGCAUAUAGAUAUAUGAAUAAAUGUACAUACAUAUGUGCUAAAUCACAAAGUUUAACAAUAAUUGCAUACGCUUGCCAAAACUAAUUGUAACUACAAAUGUUUUAAAUGUAACAAUAUACAAUAAAUAAUUUUAUCUUAUAGUAAGUACUACAUAGUUUUAAAUGAUAAUCGAAAUGCUUUAGUGUUAUGCAUACAACAACAAUGUUAUACAUAAGUAUCCUUGAAUAAGUAUAACUUUUUACAAAUGCUAAUAUACUGUGAUUUGUAGUCAAUACUUU
This is a messenger RNA of Bactrocera latifrons, 3852 nucleotides long. RefSeq lists its product as uncharacterized. The record is from RefSeq and is a predicted model, not a curated record. The coding region runs from base 498 to 3008 and encodes 836 amino acids. The transcript has 6 exons. NCBI's taxonomy places the organism in Eukaryota, Metazoa, Arthropoda, Insecta, Diptera, Tephritidae.